CCGUAUGCAUUGUAGGUAGAAAUCCUCGAAGCCGUGCCUGUCAUUUUUCUUGUCUCACUGAGUUGAGCUGAGUUGAGUUAACUCGUCGAGUUCGUUUCUCUGGAUCGACAAGGAGAUGGAAGGAUUCAAAGAGAACCCUUCUGAGAUCCACAGAUGAGACUCAAUGGAAGACCUGUUUGGUACUUCUUCUUUAGGAAGCACAUAUGCUCAUAUGUGUUUUUUGCUAGAAGUGCUUUUAGUAGAUCAUGUCAAAAACCCAUGCUGGUGUUUCUCCAUUAAGUGCUUCUAUAAUCCUGAAGCACUGUUAAGUUUUUCAGUCAAAUGUAGGGGCCAGGGGGUAACGCUUUGGUUGUCAGAAAGCGCUUUUUCCAGAAGCAUUCCCAAACAAGUUUCCCUGUCAUGAAUGUUCUAUGUCCGAUGAAGAAAAGAAAAUUUCACGGUGAGCAAUUGGGCUUGCCAAUAACAAAGAACAGGUGCUUGGAACGAGUAUUUCCAUCUGAUAAAUCCAUCUCCAUGUUUGAUGAAAACCUUGAAGUAAAGAACAUGAUAAAACAGACACUGAAGAGAAAGAUAGACGGGGCAUCCCUGGAUGACGGGUCUGAACCUGAUUCGGGAAGAGGUAGCAACAGUUUCGUUGGAGAUUCUGAUUCUGCAACGUCGGUUUAUGGUGAUACAAAACUUGGACCCGUGUAUGCACAGACAUGCCAAUAUGAUAGGCCUUCCACUUCAUCAGCGAACGGCAUCAGCCAUAGUGCAGAUGAACUAAAAUAUGCGAACGGAGACCAUCAACCUAUGGAUCCUCAUGGUGAAAUACAAGAAUUUCAGAAUCUUGAAGAGCACAUCCAGGAAUUUGGAGACCAGGUGGAUUACAUUUUCGCAGAAUAUGGAGAUGACUGCAUUGAGCAAUGUGUGGACGCGGGUUACGAAGAUCUCAUCCACCCGAACGGUUUGAACCCGAACACAUAUGUACUUUCAUCGGGAAGAUGGAAUGUGAACCAAGAUAAUUCAGAGGCUGAAUCAGGCAGCAGCAGGAAGCCAACCAUCGAUCAAGAAUUCGAGCAGUAUUUUUCCUCCCUAAUGCUGUAGAAUUCAUUGCUUCACAGCAAUAGAUCUGUAAAUUUUUUUUAAAUUUUUUUAUAAAUAUGUUGACGAGGUUUAAUCAUAAAAGAGUUUUGGUUAUGGCACA
This is a messenger RNA of Malus domestica (apple), 1186 nucleotides long. The record is from RefSeq and is a predicted model, not a curated record. NCBI's taxonomy places the organism in Eukaryota, Viridiplantae, Streptophyta, Magnoliopsida, Rosales, Rosaceae.